Molecule: messenger RNA, 639 nt
Organism: Entamoeba invadens IP1
Lineage: Eukaryota; Evosea; Mastigamoebida; Endamoebidae
Product: transmembrane emp24 domain containing protein 9 precursor, putative
Exons: 1
Coding region: 1-639 (212 amino acids)
Biological process (GO): endoplasmic reticulum to Golgi vesicle-mediated transport; Golgi organization; intracellular protein transport
Cellular component (GO): endoplasmic reticulum; Golgi apparatus; COPII-coated ER to Golgi transport vesicle
Source: RefSeq, a predicted model, not a curated record
AUGUAUCUUCUCCUCUUAUUCUUUGCUCUCGAGCUUCGAGCACAGGAGCCCGAAGUCUUCUUCAAGAUCUACGGGAAGACCGAGAAGUGUUUUUCAAUUGAUGAGCCAGUGGGGACAUUAGUCCAUGCGCACUACAAAAUCUCGUCGAUGAAUGCGGGGAAAUACGGGAAGGAUGAUGUGAUCAAUUUGCAAUAUGUUCUUCACUUCCCACAAGAUUCUGGAAAGAAAGAUGAACAGGCUGCAAUUGAUCCGGAUGGUGUUGUCAUGUUCACAACUAAAGAGCUUGGAGAGUACACGAUCUGCUUUUCUGUGCAAAACGCCGUUAGAUAUGACGUCGAAUACAAAUUUGCGUUGAACUUAGAAGUCGGCAUUGAAGCUAUCGACUAUGAAAACGUCGCCAAGACCGAAGAUUUGAACGACGUCGAAGUGCAAUUCACACAACAAAUCGACUUGGUCAAAGCCCUCCAAAGCGAAAUCAAGUAUCAAACAGAGCAACACGAGUCAUUUGAACAAACGACCCAAUCAACUAUAUUCAGAGUUAAACUGUUUGCAAUCAUCCAAAUCUCGAUCUUCGCGGCACUUGCGUAUUGGCAAUACAAGAACUUGAAGAGCUUCUUCAGACACAUCAAAGUCGUUUAA